Molecule: messenger RNA, 7877 nt
Organism: Felis catus (domestic cat)
Lineage: Eukaryota; Metazoa; Chordata; Mammalia; Carnivora; Felidae
Gene: MAML3
Product: mastermind like transcriptional coactivator 3
Exons: 5
Coding region: 2284-5277 (997 amino acids)
Biological process (GO): positive regulation of transcription of Notch receptor target; Notch signaling pathway
Cellular component (GO): nuclear speck; nucleoplasm
Molecular function (GO): transcription coactivator activity
Source: RefSeq, a predicted model, not a curated record
AGAAAGAAAGAAAGAAAGAAAGAAAGAAAGAAAGAAAGACAGACAGACCUGGGUUGUGUUGUGAGGAUGCUGGCCAGGCCAGACACUACUGUCUGGUACAGUACAGAUACUAGCAUGGAAGAGGUUCCCCUCUGGACAAAGAAGGGACAUUCUACUUACUAAUGAUUUUUAAAUGACAUCUACCUUGACCAGAUGCAGAGGGGAAAGUCAUCUAUCUAUGUGUGUGCAAAACUCAGUCAUGUUCAAAUAAAGAACAUGAUAAACUAAAGCAGGAAGAAGUUGCCUUUGGUAGGCGCCCUUUCCUCUCAAGUGGCUCAUUUGAGAGCAUUUGCCUCCUCUGUGUUGGGGCUUUAAAACUCGUUCGUUGUCACAUAGGUGUCAUUUUUAUUUCAAGGGCUUCUUUCUCCUGAUUCUAAUUUAGGUUUUGCUAAGCAAAGGCCAAUUUCAUUUUAGUUCUUGAGUGUCAGUUGCAGAUCUGCUGAGCAGUUUGUUUGCUUGUUCUUGUGGGUUCUGCCUUCAGGUUUGAUGCUUGCCUUUUUUUCCCCUUCCUCCUCAAGAGUGUGUUCUACUUUAUUCAGAUUAUCUUCAUCAGUGAACUGAAAAAGUAAGCUUACUCUCAAAAGGGAGAAACAUUUUCAUAAUGGAAACACAAAAUUAUAAUAGGCUAACGAAAGAUUGUAGACCUUGAAAGUCAAAAUACUUAGGUUAAAAUAUUUAGAGGCUUCUUUACCCAGGCAUUUAUUUUCACGUGAAAUUAUGCAACUCAUUCAACAAAUACGUCUGAAGCCUUUGUUAAGUGCUCAAGUGGGUACCGAAAUGCAGUGGGGAACAAAUCAGAUGUUGUCCUGUCCUCACAGGUCUGCUUCAUUUUUAGUUUAAUAUUAAAAAAAAAAAAAAAAAAAAACAACUUCCAAUGUGACCCUUCCCUGUAGCAUGAUUUAACUAUCAAUAUUUUUGUAGGCCCUCUACUACAAAGCCAUCCCUGCUCAUUCUUUGAUAGCAUCCGACCUCUGGACAUACCACUUGAAUUUUGUUUCUCGGUCCUAUUUCCUUCACUGAAGAAAAAGGCAGUCACCCCAUUGUAGAACCUUGUCGAAGGAAAAAGACUUCACAUUUUACCUUCUCCUACAGGAUAGUAACAUUCUAAAGUUGCAGUAAUCAAGGUGAAAAUGUUUUUCUUAAGUUUGAAACUGAUAAAAUCACACACUGAUUAUGUGAUAAUGCAGGCAACUUACAAAGCCUGGUUUUUCUUAAAGUUACCCGGCUUUGAGCAUUUCCAUUGUUCUUUUUCACAUUUUUCAGAACAUGAAGAAGGAGCGAAGUGAAAGUCUGAUGUGUCAAAUUGUGAAAUGUUUGGUUGUGGUGGGAAGGUAGAGAGGUGGAUGGAAACUGUCCAGGAAACUGGACAAAACAAGUUAGUGGGCUAUAAUUAUAUUAAUGGCUAACACUUAUUGAGUGCUUGCUAUGUACUUUGGAAUGGUCUAGGAAUUUUAAAAUGCUAAUAGUGAUAUAAAAACAACAUAUAUGUCUUGAGGGCCAAUUCUAUGUCUGUCCCUGUUCUUGGCCAUGUAAAGGUAUUUACACAUUUAAUCUUCAGAAGAACAAUAUGAGAUAGGUGGUAUCAUUUGUGAUUGUUUGGAAAAUGAGAGAACAGAUUUCAGAGGGAUAAAAUAAUGUGUUUUAAGGUCCAACUUGUAAGUGAUAGGGUCAGGAUUCAAGUCCAUGUUUUUCUCACUUGAAAGCUGAUAGAGUAGCUCUUGGUAGAAUCCUUUUUACUGAGCAAUGCUUAUUUUCAUUCCCUUACAAAUUUAUGAACUGGCCCAAUUAGUCCGAAAAGUGCCCAGGCAGAGACUCUUGGUUAAGCAUUCAUAUCCACUCUGUAUUUUUGAACACUCUUUUGUGAAUUCAUUAGUGGCCAUGCCAUACUCUUCCCUCUGAGAAAAAUACUUACGAUACGCCUUCCAAACAUUUAUUGAACACCUAUUACAUACAAAGAUUAUGUGCACUUAUGUUUAUGGGCAUAAAUUAAACUAUCUGCAAGGAAUGAUAGAGAAUGUAAAGAUUGAGAAAGCCAUUGUGCCAAAACGUUUUGACACUCUUCCUAUUGAGAGGUAAGGUCUGUGUCUCCCUGCACUUGGGUGGGCUUAUGAGUACUUGGACCAAUAGAAUACAUGGAGUUCAUGACUUCCAAGGUUUCCAAGGCUGGGUCAUAAAAGGCCAUGGUAACUGUCACCCAGUCUUCCUGGUUGGUACCCCUGCCCUGGGAGAGGUCAGCUACAAUGUAUGAAUUUCACCUAUUCUGACACUGCCUUGCUGGAGAGGCCACAGCUCCAAGAGACCGUGAAAAGGAAGUUGGAAGGAGCUCGAUCACCACUUAAUGGAGACCAACAGAAUGGUGCUUGUGAUGGGAAUUUUUCUCCAACCAGCAAGAGAAUACGAAAGGACAUUCCCACAGGGAUGGAAACCAUCAACAUGCCGCUGCCUUCAGCUUCUCCUCUUCACCAACUUGACCUGAAGCCUUCUUUGCCCUUGCAGAAUAGCGGAAGUCACACGCCCGGGCUUCUAGAAGAUCUAAGUAAGAAUGGUAGACUCCCAGAGAUCAAACUUCCUGUUAAUGGUUGCAGUGACCUGGAGGAUAGCUUCACCAUCCUGCAGAGCAAGGACCUCAAGCAAGAGCCUCUGGAUGACCCUACUUGCAUAGACACAUCAGAAACGUCUCUUUCCAAUCAGAACAAGCUGUUCUCAGACAUUAACCUGAAUGACCAGGAGUGGCAAGAACUAAUAGAUGAGUUGGCCAACACGGUUCCCGAAGAUGACAUACAGGACCUGUUCAACGAAGACUUUGAAGAGAAGAAGGAGCCAGAAUUCUCGCAGCCGGCGACCGAGACCCCUCUCUCCCAGGAGAGCGUGAGUGUGAAGAGCGACCCCUCUCACUCUCCUUUUGCACACGUCUCCAUGGGCUCUCCCCAGGCCAGGCCUUCUUCUUCGGGUCCUCCCUUUUCUACUGUCUCCACGGCCACUAGUUUACCUUCUGCUGCCAGCACUCCCGCAGCUCCAAACCCCGCCAGCUCACCAGCAAACUGUGCUGUCCAGUCCCCUCAAACUCCAAACCAAGCCCACACUCCGGGCCAGGCUCCACCUCGGCCUGGAAAUGGUUAUCUCCUUAAUCCGGCAGGAGUGACAGUGGCUGGUUCAGGGUCGGGCCCCAUGGCGGUGCCCAGCUCCGACAUGUCUCCAGCGGAACAGCUCAAGCAGAUGGCUGCGCAGCAGCAACAAAGGGCCAAACUCAUGCAGCAGAAGCAGCAGCAGCAGCAACAGCAGCAGCAGCAACAGCAACAGCAACAGCAACAACAGCAACAGCAACACCAACAGCAGCAGCAGCAGCAGCAGCAACAGCAGCAACAUUCAAACCAGACUUCGAGUUGGUCUCCUCUAGGGCCUCCGUCCAGCCCCUACGGGGCAGCUUUCGCUGCAGAAAAACCAAAUAGCCCAAUGAUGUACCCCCAAGCCUUUAACAACCAAAACCCCAUAGUGCCUCCCAUGGCAAACAACCUGCAGAAGACGACAAUGAAUAACUACCUCCCUCAGAACCACAUGAAUAUGAUCAAUCAGCAGCCAAAUAACUUGGGUACAAACUCCUUGAACAAACAGCACAACAUUCUCACGUACGGCAACACUAAGCCUCUGACCCAUUUUAACGCAGACUUGAGUCAGAGGAUGACCCCGCCGAUGGCCAACCCCAACAAAAACCCCUUGAUGCCCUACAUCCAGCAGCAGCAGCCUCCGCCCCCGCCCCCGCCACAGCAGCCACCCCCGCCGCCGCCACCGCCGCAGCUCCAGGCUCCCCGCGCGCACCUGAGUGAGGAGCAGAAGCGCAUGCUCCUCCUGAAACAGAAAGGAGUGAUGAGCCAGCCCAUGGCUUACGCCGCGCUUCCGUCCCACGGUCAGGAACAGCACCCAGUUGGACUUCCCCGGACCACAGGCCCCAUGCAGUCCUCCGUGCCCCCAGGCUCCGGCGGCAUGGUCUCCGGAGCCAGUCCCGCAGGCCCUGGCUUCCUAGGCGGCCAGCCCCAGGCAGCCCUCAUGAAACAGAUGCUCAUUGAUCAGCGGGCCCAGUUGAUGGAGCAGCAGAAGCAACAGUUCCUGCGGGAGCAAAGGCAGCAGCAGCAGCAGCAGCAGAUUCUAGCCGAGCAGCAGCUGCAGCAAUCACAUUUACCCCGCCAGCACCUCCAACAGCAACGGAAUCCAUACCCAGUGCAGCAGGUCAAUCAGUUUCAAGGUUCUCCCCAGGAUAUAGCAGCCGUGAGAAGCCAGGCAGCCCUCCAGAGCAUUCGAACAUCACGGUUGAUGGCACAGAAUGCGGGCAUGAUGGGAAUGGGACCCUCCCAGAACCCAGGGACAAUGGCCACGGCAGCAGCCCAGUCGGAGAUGGGACUGGCCCCUUAUAGUAACACACCUACCAGCCAACCCGGAAUGUACAGUAUGAGCCCAGGAAUGACCCAAAUGUUGCAGCACCCAAACCAAAGUGGCAUGAGCAUCGCACACAACCAAGCCCAGGGGCCAAGGCAGCCCGCCUCCGGGCAGGGGGUUGGCAUGGUGAGUGGCUUUGGACAGAGCAUGCUGGUGAACUCGGCCAUCAGCCAACAGCACCAGCAGAUGAAAGGGCCCGUGAGCCAGGCUCUGCCAAGGCCCCAGGGCCCACCGAGGCUGCAGGGCAUCAUGGGCACGGUCCAGCAGGGAACGCAGAGCUGGCAACAGAGGAGCUUACAGGGGAUGCCUGGGAGGACUAGUGGAGAACUGGGAUCAUUCAACAACGGUGCGAGCUACCCACUUCAGGCUGGCCAGCCGAGGCUGACCAAGCAACACUUCCCACAGGGACUGGGCCAGGUUGUGGAUGCUAACACCGGCGCGGUGAGAACCCUCAACCCAGCUGCCAUGGGUCGGCAGAUGAUGCCACCGCUGCCGGGGCAGCAAGGCGGCGGCCAGGCCAGGCCGAUGGUCAUGUCCGGCCUAAGCCAAGGUGUCCCCGGCAUGCCAGCGUUCAGCCAGCCCCCGGCACAGCAGCAGAUGCCCAGUGGCAGCUUCGCCCCAAGCGGCCAGAGCCAGGCCUACGAGCGGAACCCCCCUCAGGACAUGGCAUACAAUUACAGCGGCGAAGCCGCCGGGGCUUCCUUCCCCGGCCUCUCGGACAGUGCAGACCUCGUGGACUCCAUCAUCAAAGGGGGGCCGGGGGAUGAGUGGAUGCAGGAGCUCGAUGAGUUGUUUGGGAACCCCUAGUCAAGAGGAGGCCCCAAGAGCCACAACUCUAGUGCUGAAAGCUUAAAACGUGAGAAAGAAACAGGAUGUCGAGCCAUCCCUGUUUUUCGUUUUUUUGACCCACGGAAACUGAGCAAAACUGCAGCUGGCCCACAGUGAAAGAUCCAGGUGCCAAUCGCAGCCCCCACUGGGCCUCGUUUCACCUGAUUUUCACACAGCACUCAAGACAACACGCCACGCAGGUCCCUGCUGCGAGAGAGGGAGACACACUGGAGGCAGGUGGGGAAGACAGAUCUGAAGCCCCUCGGCGCCGCACUCCCUGUGCCCGCCCGGCCCAGGGAGAGCUGCUCCAGCCCGUCACUCUGCUGCCCGGUGUGGGGUGUCCGUCAGCCCCUCCUGGCCCAGCUCCGGAGACCGCAGAGCCCGGGGCCGGGAAGAAUCCCACGGAGGCUGCUGGGUGGUGGCACAGGCCAAGAGCGCAGGUCAGAAGGGCGCUGAACUCUGGCUGGAAAGAGCUGUCAGGCGUCAAGACGUGCUACUGUGUUUGGAGGGUGGACACGAAGAACAGUGAGAUGUCACAGGGAGACUACAAAGGAUCUUACAAGCCUGUCUGCUGCCCGUGAUGACCCUCAGGAAUUUUAGAGGCGUUGCUGCUAGCUGCCUCUCAAGGAAAGCCACGUGAGCCUAGAGAAGGGUCUGUCCGGCAGUCCUGGGGGAGGGAGCCCUCUGCUGGUGACCGUGGUGACGGUUCCCCGGGGCAGUUGGGCUGGAGCCUCCUGGGGCCUCGGUGCGAUACUGAUAACGUCCAGGCAGCUCACAUCUAUUUCCGGUGGCCACGGGGUGGAGAGACCCCGACUGGAUGCUGUGUCGUCUUUCCCCACACCCCUCCCCACCCUGUUCCUUCUUGCCUCCACCCCAUCCUACCCCUGCUUUUCCUUACAGACUAUUCUAGAAGAAAUGAAGCUUUUGUCUUUAGGGGUCCUGGGCAGAAUCAGAAUAAAUGCAAGAAUGUAGACCGUGCCUGAAAUGCAAAGGCAACACUGGAGUUUUUUUUCUCUAACAUGUAGUCGAGUGAAUAUUCUCUGCCCGGAACUGAGCAGGCCCCUCUGAUGUUCGACAGUGGGUUUAUAGGAGCCACACCUGACACUUCUGGGACACCCUGGGAGGAAUGGCCCCGAUGGUCGCUGACUCUGGCUCCCUUUGGAAAAACCCCAGGGGUGUUGCUCUGAAAUUGGCCUUGCCCUUAAUCGCUACUCACUGGAAAGACAAAUCUAAAACACUGAGAGACAAGGAACUGAAAAAUCAAUUGCCCCACCUUACACAUUUUGAUGAUGAAAAGAAGGAAGAUACAAUUCCUCCCAUACGGGCAAAGUAAUCCGCUCAGAAAGUCCUGUACAGUCGUUCUCUUUGUAAAUCACUCCAAUCUGCCCUAAGCGAAGUCUGUCGGAAGGGAUGACAACCUCUACCACUUCCUGUAAGGCUUGUCUUUUUAGUCCUUGCUGUUCCCACUGUCCCGUUUUUGGAGGCCAUGUGGCAUAAUUAUUAUCCGGAGUAAGAAUGGCGUGUGCUUUUCUCCCACCACCCACCUGCUCCGUGUCCGAAAGCCUGGCUCCCUCUGUACGCUCACAUGGACCCCGCUGCGCCACACGUGGGCCAAGGCUGUGGGAGGCUGGACUGGCUGUACUCAGAGGGGGUCCCGAGAAGGGGGCUCGAAUGGGAAGCUGGGGCCAGAGGAUGGAGACAGGCAGGCAGGCAAACACUGCCCUUGGCUUGCUCGCCACGUCCCAGGGUAGUGGAUCUCCUGAGCAAGGGGCAGGAUGGAGAGCAGGGGAGGCGGGGGGGGCGAGAGCCCAGGCAGCGGCUGUACCCUGGGAAGAGGUGGUGGCAGGCGACCGUAAGCCCUUUGCCUGGGGAGGGGCCACCACCAGGGAAACUCUUGAGUGGAAACAGAUAAAAACCAAAAAACAAAAAACAAAAAACAAAAAAAAUACACAAAGUAAACAAACAAGAAGACAGAAAGCAUAAUUACCUUUUUCUGAAAGGUACAGGAAACAAAUAUAUAAGCAACGAUGAGAAACUGGGAGUGGCUGAUGGAGAGAAGGGGGCUCCGUUACCUUGUAAAAGCUUCCUCCAAAUGCUUAGUACUGGGACCAACUAAAUAGAGAGGUAGAUUUUAAUAAGGUCGUUUUGUUUUUGUUUCUGUUUUUGUUUUUACUACGGUGCUGAUGUAUAUGUAAUGUCUAAAAAAGUUAUUUGUAAAUAAGUUUUUACAAUACUGCAGAUAUCACUGGGUCUACUAUCUGUAAAAAAAAUAUACAUAUAAAUAUAUAUAUACUGUUUGUUUAAAAUAGAGUAUUUUUAUUUCAUUCUUUAACUCAUCAUCACAGCAGUGGUAUCGCACUUCAGAUGACAUCUAAUGACUAAUUUGUACUGUAUGACCUAUGGCAACUUGCUCCAUUUUAUUCAGAUUUUUCUAGUUUUCUGUUUUUACUUUGUACAUUGAGCAUUGCUUAUUUCCUUUUAAGAAUUAUGUACAGAACUCGGAAAUGUAGAAAUGAAGUGAUGUUGACAUACCACUUUUAAAGAAAAGAAAACAAAUAAAAGAUCAUUAUCUGAAUCAA